Thermothelomyces thermophilus ATCC 42464 is the source of this 741-nucleotide messenger RNA. RefSeq lists its product as uncharacterized. The record is from RefSeq and is a predicted model, not a curated record. Lineage: Eukaryota; Fungi; Ascomycota; Sordariomycetes; Sordariales; Chaetomiaceae. The transcript has 4 exons. Bases 1 to 741 code for a protein of 246 amino acids.
AUGGAGACGCCUCCGCCCGGACCACGGGCGAUGAUGGUUGACAUCGGGGAACAGCAAAUCGUCCACAACGAAGGUUGCGACCUGCAUUACGGGUACCAAGACAAGGGGCCGCUCAUCACCUUCAUCCCCGGCGGCAACGGCCACGGGCGGCAGUUCAACAAAAUGAUGGCCGCGCUGUCCGGCAGGUUCACCUGCGUCACCUUUGACCGGCGCCAGAUGUCGGCAAGCAGAGUGCCAUGGGCUUCGACAAGUCCAUCCUUCUUCGGCAGCAGCGGCGGCGGCUUCUUCGCCUUCCAGUUCGCCCUCGACUUCCCCGACAUGGCCGACCACCUGAUCGCCACCGUCGGCCUUCUCCCCGAUGCUUCCGCCCUGCUGGACUGGUUCAAUCAUCUCUUGGAGGUGUACGAGACCCGCGGGUUGGAGGAAACGUCCGGAAUCCCGAAGACGGAACCGCCAGAGCCGGAGAACGUCCGAAUCUUCUGGGCCAACGAGAUCCCCGUUCUUGUGGCGUACAUCCCCAACUUUUGCCGGUUGAAGGAGAACAAGACCAGUAGCGGUCUAAUGAGGAGGAUCCGUUGCAGGGACCCCUUCUUUGCCAGGGCAACGGUCGAGCAGGCAAAGAUCCUGGACUGUCCCCUGCAUGUAGUCCCGGGGCAUCACCAAUGGUUCGAAAUUGAGACCAAGGAAUUCCAUUUCCCGGACAUGCUGGAGACCCUGAUAAGAAAGAGAAACGGCAGCUAG